Aspergillus novofumigatus IBT 16806 is the source of this 1575-nucleotide messenger RNA. RefSeq names its product cytochrome P450. The record is from RefSeq and is a predicted model, not a curated record. The transcript is spliced from 5 exons. Gene Ontology annotation, molecular function: iron ion binding; monooxygenase activity; heme binding. Bases 1 to 1575 code for a protein of 524 amino acids. Lineage: Eukaryota; Fungi; Ascomycota; Eurotiomycetes; Eurotiales; Aspergillaceae.
AUGCUGCCUUUAGCGCUCCUUGGGGCUGUCGGAACCCUUGUCUUUCUGCUGUUUCGUCUGCUAUCCAUAGGUCAACGGCCCAAGAACUACCCUCCUGGACCUCCUACCUUACCUAUCAUUGGUAAUAUUCAUCAGAUGCCCACUCGCGAUGCCCAUCUGCAGUUCCAAAAGUGGGCACAAGAAUACGGGCCCGUCUACAGUCUGAUUCUAGGGACCAAAACCAUGGUCGUACUGUCAAGUGAUCAGGCUGUCAAAGACCUGUUGGAUAAGCGAAGUGCGAUGUACUCUCACAGACAGGAGAUGUACAUCGGCCAAACGCUAUGCAGCGGAGGGCUUCGAAUGCUUAUGAUGGGAUACACCCCAAUCUGGCGAAGAUUUCGAAAAAUGGUCCAUGGCCUCCUCAAUGUGACCGCUGCCAAGUCCUAUGUUCCCUAUCAAAUGCUCGAGAACAAACAGAUGAUGUACGAGUUUCUCACUCAGCCGGAACGCUUCCUGUACAGCAUUCGUCGCUACUCCAAUGCUCUGACCACCACUAUGGUCUUUGGGUGGCGCACGCCGACCUACGAGGACGAGAAAAUGAAACAACUUUUUGACGGCUUCGCUGAGUUCGCCGAGAUAAACCAGACGGGAACAGCUGCCCUCAUUGAUUUCUUCCCGUGGUUGAGACGGCUGCCGGAGUUCCUGCUCCCGACGCAGAAGAGAGCCAAGGAACUCCACGAGCGGGAAAAGGCUCUGUACGUGGGCCACUAUCUGCGAGCAAAGCAGGAUAUCCGUGACGGAAAGAUUAAGCCCUGCUUUUGUGUCGGUCUCGCCGAGGCCCAAAAGUCGGAUGGAUUCAAUGACGAGCAGGCUGCGUACAUCUCCGGGACAUUGUUGGAGGCCGGUUCCGACACCACAUCCAGCACACUGUAUGCGUUCGUCCAGGCGAUGUUACUCUUCCCUGAGGUGCAACGCAAGCUUCAAGAGGAGAUUGACCGUGUCGUGGGAUCCCGCAUGCCAACGAUGGAUGAUGAGCAGGACCUGCAGUAUGUGCGCGCUUGCAUGAAAGAGACCCUGCGCUGGAUGCCGACGACCAUUCUUGGCGCGGUACCGCACGCCGUCACACAAGAUGAUGAGUAUAUGGGCUAUCUUAUCCCAAAGGGGGCUGGUGUCGUAAACAACGUGUGGGCCAUCAACAUGGACGAGAAGCGUCAACCCAACCCGCGGGAUGAUCGCCAAACCUUGGCUGAAGCAGCCGCCAACCCUGAUGCCACCAAGCGAGAUCAGUUCACGUUUGGUGCCGGUCGCCGAAUCUGCCCUGGAAUCCACAUUGCCGAGCGCAGCCUGUUCUUGGGCAUCUCACGCAUGAUGUGGGCUUUCAACGUGGAGGCAGCAUUGGAUGAAAAGGGGCAGCCAAUCCUGCCUGAUGCAGAUCGUUUGACUCAAGGGUUUGUCUGUAUGCCCGAGGAGUUUCCUGCUCGUAUCACACCACGGUCGCAGGCCAAGGCCGAUAUGGUCAUCAAGGAAUGGAGGGAGGCUGAGCAACAAUGCUUGGAUCCAGAGACUAAGCAGUGGUUGCUCUCGCCAGUGCAAUGA